Molecule: messenger RNA, 1339 nt
Organism: Brachypodium distachyon (stiff brome)
Lineage: Eukaryota; Viridiplantae; Streptophyta; Magnoliopsida; Poales; Poaceae
Product: cyclin-P1-1
Exons: 2
Coding region: 317-1087 (256 amino acids)
Biological process (GO): regulation of cyclin-dependent protein serine/threonine kinase activity
Molecular function (GO): protein kinase binding
Source: RefSeq, a predicted model, not a curated record
CCACUCUCCCAAAUUCCAAUCGAAACGAGAAGGAACGAAAGGUCUCCGCGGGAUCCUUAUCCACCCCACCGUCGGCGGCAGACCCAGCCAGAAAGCUCCACCAGUCAGUCGCGUCGCAUCCGACCGCCCACGGCCACGGCUCCCAACCGCUGGCUUCCCAUCCCCCACCAUCCAUUCUCUCACAGCCAAACCCCAAUCCACAAACAAAACAGCGCCCAGCCAAAGCCAAACCCCACAGCCGCGCGCCCCCGUUCAUUCAUUGAAGCUUCUUUGCAGCGCCCGAGGAAGACGACGAUCGAGCUCCGGAGCUCCGGCCAUGGACACGGAGACUCCUCCUCCGCCUCCGCCUCCGCCGCCGCCGGAGCUGGGGAUGGUUGCACGCGCCGUGCAGAGGCUGGUGGCGCGGAACGACGCGGCGGCGGCGGAGGGAGAUCAUAGGCCGUUCGGGAUUAUCAACGGGAUGGCGGCGUUCGAGGCGGCGGGGAGGAAAGGGGCGGCGCGGAUCGGGGUGGGGGAGUACCUGGAGCGGGUGCACCGGUACGCGGGGCUGGAGGCGGAGUGCUACGUGGCGGCGUACGCGUACCUCGACAUGGCGGCGCACCGGAGGCCCGCCGCCGCCGUCGCCUCCAGGAACGUCCACCGCCUGCUCCUCGCUUGCCUCCUCCUCGCAUCCAAGGUCCUCGACGACUUCCACCACAACAACGCCUUCUUCGCGCGUGUGGGCGGCGUAAGCAACGCGGAGAUGAACAAGCUGGAGCUGGAGCUCCUCACCGUGCUCGACUUCAGGGUCAUGCUCAGCCGCCGCCUCUACGACCUCUACCGCGACCACCUCCACAAACUCGACGCUCAGACGACGCCGGCAGACCACGUCAAGGCCAAGCAGCAGCAGCAGCAGCAGCAGCAGCCGGAGGAGCUGCGCUCGCCGGACGCCGACGAAGGGGACGGCGAGGUCGACGACGACACUCACGAUGUUCGACACCGGAAGAAGCUGCCAAACGGCGGCGUACUGCACGACUGGAGCGAGCUCAUGGCGAACGGUGCCGGUAAGGUGCGCGCGCCGCCGGUGCGGUACUCCUUCCCCGGCUAGGCUUCAUCAGACGACACCAUCCAUAUCGACAUGCAAAUUAACUGCGUGCGUGAAAUCGAUGUACUGAUUUACUUGCUGCAUGUGCAUGUGUAGAGAUGAAGUGCAUGCAUCAAGAAUGCAGGCUGUAAAACUAAACUUCGAUCAGGCGAAGGCAUGAUGGUAAAUGAUCAUCAUCUCAAGCCAGGUUUUAUUGAUCUCCGAGCCAGCCAAUUAACAGAGCAUGGGCAAAGUGUACGCUCGUCUUUUAGACUA